UACAAAACCAUAACAACGAUUUUAUUGGUUGUAGGUUUACUGUCAUCUCACUCCUGUAAUUGUUAAACAACAUAUUCCUCCAAUAGUGGGAGGGAUUAAAUAAUGUUUCUGAUACAAUGAAGAGCACAAUAAAUUACUCUAAAUUAAUUUUAAAUUUGGACUAUGAAUCUUUUUGGCUGUCCUCUGUGCCAGAGGCUUGCAGGAUCCUCAGAUCAGCUCAAUGAACUCCUCAUCUCAUGGCUUUAACAUGUCGACUGGCCUGAGAAGUCGAGACUCUUACAGCACAGCUGUGGCCAAAAAUGUGAUCGUUCUGACUCUUGGCCUUAUCAUCAACUAUAUCAACGGUGCCCUGAUUCACACCAUCCGAAAACACCAGAUAUUUUAUAUGAAACCCCAUUAUGUCCUCUUCAUCCACCUGGUGGUGAACGAUAUGAUCCAGCUGGCCACAACAAUAAGUCUGUUUGUCUCAACUUAUAUAUUCUACAAAAUUAAUGUCUCCCUUUGUUGCCUCAUCAUUACCGUUGUCGUCUUCACCACCCUCAACACUCCGCUGAAUCUGGCUGUGAUGGCGGCGGAGUGCUACAUCGCUGUCUGCUUACCACUGCAGCACGCCAAGCUGUGUACCAUCAAAAGAACGCACAUUCUGAUUGGUUUGAUUUGGGCCGUGAGUGCACUCUCAGCCCUGCCAGAUGUGUUCAUUACUCUGGCAACUGAGCCUGUACAGUUCUUUUAUUCCACCAUCUUCUGUGAAAAAGAUAACCUGUUCCAACAUCCUUUGCACUCAAAAAAGAGGAACGUUUGCUACAUCAUUUAUCUCGUUGCUGUUUGGCUCACUCUCUUCUACUCUUACUUCAAGAUCUUCUUAGCUGCUAAAAAAGCUAAAGCUGUUAAAUCAGGUAAUGGAGACACAAAGAAGGCCAGGAAUACAAUCCUGCUGCAUGGCUUCCAGCUGAUGUUAAGUAUGUUAACUUAUGUAGCCCAUUUCUUUAUAAAGGCUCUGGUUUACUUCUUUCCCACACAUUAUUUACAAAUAGUAUUUGUUUGCUACAUCCUCAUCCAGAUAUUUCCCAGGUUUGUCAGUCCUAUUGUGUACGGCCUACGAGACAAGACGUUGAGACAGUAUUUGAAAAAGCAUCUGCUGUGCCAGUGAGAGCGAGUGUCAAACCAUGCACUGCAGGUAGCAGAUUCAGCAGCUGCAUGUGGCUCACAUCACACCUCCUCCACAGGUGGAGGUUCUCAGUUUUCAGGCUGUUGUAUUAGAGCUCAAAUGCCUGGGCUCUUACAACUCAGAUUCCAAAAAGGUUUGGAUGCUGUGUGAAAUUUCAAUAAAGACAACAAAUAAACUGUUUACCAACAGCAGCUUUAUGCAGCGGCGGCUCACGAGGAAACCGACCAAAUCUCAGCCACACAGUUUCAUACCCAAUCAUGACACAAAGUUGCCAAAUCGCCUGAUUUUCACACCCAUUUUCAUGUACCAAUUUCCUCCCGGGAUCACAAUUCUCCUGCAUUUCUCCUGGUUUUCACAAUUUCCCCUUACAAUUCAAAGUAAAAGUAAAAGUAUUUCACAG
Molecule: messenger RNA, 1568 nt
Organism: Scatophagus argus
Lineage: Eukaryota; Metazoa; Chordata; Actinopteri; Scatophagidae
Product: odorant receptor 131-2-like
Exons: 2
Coding region: 221-1150 (309 amino acids)
Biological process (GO): G protein-coupled receptor signaling pathway
Cellular component (GO): membrane
Molecular function (GO): G protein-coupled receptor activity
Source: RefSeq, a predicted model, not a curated record